UAGGGGGUUGUAGUCUUUCCACACCGUUUUAUUCGCGUCUCUUUCUUCAAAUGCACUACACAUCCCAGAAUUCUUUUGAGACGUCUCGUUAAUAAGCGCAUAUAUCUGGGAAAACGUCUCGACCGUCAAGUAGCUCGUAGGGAGUUGUAGUCCUAUUCCACGGAUAAGUCGGGGAAACAUUAGUAAGCUGCACUACAUGUACCACACUACCUUUCGUUAGCAGGGAAAGUCCCUCCCAGACAACUCAUAGGGGAACGGCCACGCCCCUAUCGCCACACAUGGCUGGAGCAGCUCAGUAAUUCAGAGGCACUCUCUCUAAAAUCUUACAGUUUGCUGCAUUAGCUGAUGCUUUUCUCUGGACUGUGAUCAGUAGUGGAUGUUUGUUCUGAAGGAAUUCAAAUUUUUUUUCUGGAGUUUAACAACUCAACUGCGCAUGAAGCCUAAAUCUGAAUAUUUGAUUAACUUAUUAAGUAUGGAAAAGGAACAGGUGACAAAUGCAGUUUUAAAUUAUGCCUUAGAAAUCAUCCACCUGCUGACUGGAGAGGAUUAUAACUUUGUGAAGGAACAUGUCUUGAAUAGCAACAAUAUUUGGGUGUCAAAAGUCCAUGACAAAAAACAGAAUUUGUCUCUUGAGCACACAGUCAUCUCGUGCAAAAAUGACUGGAACGGGGAACACAGACUGGUCUCUCAGAUGAUCCUAGAACUUGCCCAGAAGAUAAUUCAGGAGCUGACCAAUCAGGUCCUACUAAAGCAUGAUGAUAUUGCAGUUUUUUUCUCUGUGGAGGAAUGGGAGUAUAUGGAAAGCCAUAAAGAACAAUACAAGGACAUGGCAGCAAUGGAUAACCAAGACCAAUGCUCUGAUGUGGUUUACAAUUACAGUAUCCCUUCUCCUAUUGAACCAGAGUCAGAUGGAUAUUGUGAUGAGGAAAACCAGGAGUCAAAGCCAUUUGACAUUAUCACAGAGGACUACAUUCCAGCUCACAUUCUUGAGGAGCAUUCCAUUACAGUGUGUGAAAUUAAAGAGGAGCCAUUUGACAUUGAUUGUACACAAGAACCAAUGGUUACUGAAAAUAUCCACACAGGAGACUUUCUGCUCAUGAAUGGGGACAGAGACAUGGAAGAAGGAAAUGUUCCUGAAGAGAAUGGCAGCAUCAAAACACACAAAAAAUAUAAAGCUAAAUCAUGUCAGUGUAAGGUUUGUGGAAAAUGGUUUUGCGACAAAUCGCGGCUUGCAAGGCACCAUAAAACCCACACGGGUGAGAGACCUUUUGCCUGUAAUGUAUGUGGAAAGACAUUUGCGCGUAAGUCAAAUGUCUCGGUCCAUCAAAGGAUUCAUACAGAAGAGAAGCCUUAUACUUGUAUGGAGUGCGGCAGGAAGUUCACCAACAACUCUCAUCUCGUUUCGCACAAAGUGGUUCAUACUAGAGAGAAACCGUUCACAUGCUUAAAGUGUGGGAAAGGCUUUACCCGGAACUCAAGUCUGGUCAAACACUCGGGAAUUCAUGCAGAACAAAAGCCAUAUGUCUGUAAUCAGUGUGGCAAAAGCUAUUGUCAGUAUGCAAACUUGGUUGUACACCUGAGAUUACAUUCAGGGGAGAAGCCUUAUGUGUGCAGACACUGUGGCCAGUCAUUUAUUUGCAAAGCUAGUAUGGAGAGACACCAAAGAACACACACUGAAGGAAAACCAUAUCAUUGUGUCCAUUGUCCUAAGGCUUUCACAGAUAAUUCUUCUCUCAAUAGACACAAAAAGACUCACAAAAAUGAACUAUAUCAUCGCUAUAUUCAGAAGAAUAUCACUCCAUAAACUGACUAUUCUGAUUUGACAAGCGGGGUUUUACCUUACUCCGUAGUACUGGGCACAUGCUUCUUGCUGAUUUUAGUCAUCCAACUAUCAGAGUUAGGCCUUAAGGGAAAAGGAUUUUUGGGGAAUGUAAUCUGUCCUCCAACUAUAUGCACCUUAACUUGGUUGAUGGGCUGUGAGAACAAUAAUAUAGUAAACAAGUAGUUUGUUUUUCUGCUGAAACCUUUUCCGAUUAAUAUGAAUUUGCAUUUUUUAGAACUUUACCCACUCCAGCCUAUAGGCCAGUUCAUAUAAACUGCAUUUGAGUAGAAAUAAGUCAAAUCUAUUGGACUUGCUGUGUUUUUUUCCUUGAAGACGGUUCACCAGUCAUCUAACUGGCUUACUCAAUUCAGAAUAACUUGUACAUAGGAUCUUUCUUCGGUACAUAUCCUCUGGAAUGUUGCUCCAAUCGGCAUAAUCUGUUUAUCGUAAUCCACAAUAAUGUCAUUAAAUUAGGUGUUGAUUGACAGGUCUUCAAGGAAAAAACACAGCAAGUCCAGUUGAUUUGACUUAUAUCUACAGAUAGACCAUGACCUGGAUGAAUGAGAAUCUCCACAAACAUAUUGCAUUUGCGUCUACGGUCCGGUCCCUCUUUCAUUUGAUCUGGUGUUAACUUUCUGAUAUUAACAGUGUUUUGACUUGUCUACAGCUUGGAAAAAGCAUAAACCGCGAAACAACUAUUUCUUUCACCAGCUUUAUUAUUGCUCUCAUAGUCCAGUCCCCAGCCAAAGUGCGUCUAGAUGGAGGACAGACUACAUUUUCCAUAAUACUGUUACCUGAAGCUUUUGUUUCCACUGGCAACAUUCUAUCUGAAACCAGGACUACGCAUUUGCCAGCACUGAAAAAGAAGGCAAAACCCUUGCUUUAAGGUACAAAAAAUAUAUAGCACAAGAUAUAGAAGUAGACGUACUAAGGUUUGAAUGGUAAAUAAGAAAUGUAAAUUUUUUGAUCAAAACUCACAAAUUCAAAUUUAAAACCACCAACUCGAAUUUGAAUGUGAAAUUUAUCACACCCAAACCCUAGAAACUGUUUUAAUUCGACUAUUUGUCACCUAAAACCUGCCGAGUUCAUGUAGACGUCAAUGGCAGAGGUCCUUUGAACCAUUGGAGAAUGUUACUUGCCUUCCUGACAGAGUUUUUUCCAGAGGAAAUUAUUUUUUUCAUAAAUAACCUCCCAUUCGAGUUGAGUACAUUCAAAUUGAUCACAGUUAAAAAAAGAAUUCACAAAACUUCUAAAUUCAAGUGUGACUUUAUAAUCACUAGGUUUUUGAAAGCCAAGGUAAUUUUUUUGGACGUCAAAUACUGGCUUAUACGUUGUUUUGACUUAAAGGGUGAACUGUUAGAUUAUUCAAGUAAUACUGACACCAGAAAUUAAACCCUUUUUACAUCUGU
This is a messenger RNA of Xenopus laevis (African clawed frog), 3231 nucleotides long. It is a transcript of the gene znf383.S, whose product is annotated as zinc finger protein 383 S homeolog. The record is from RefSeq and is a predicted model, not a curated record. NCBI's taxonomy places the organism in Eukaryota, Metazoa, Chordata, Amphibia, Anura, Pipidae.